CCGAAGUUUUUAUUCAAAGAAAAAAAUUUGAAAAAUGCGUUCCGAAAUUUAUAUUCAAGGGUAAAAAUGGAAAUUGGGAAAAUGAUCAACCCCCUUCUCUCUUCCCCUUGUCUUCACGUGUGAACAAGACAUGGGCUUAUGGGUCAAAGCCCAAAAUCAACAAAACACACACAUUUGUUCUUUGUUUGUUAUUCCUUUUCUCUCUUUUUUCCUUUCUACAAUUGGUGUGUCCCACUUGGGGAGUGAACUCCACCCAACCCAACAACUAGUGACUAAAAAAAACAGAAUUAACUGAAUGACACACUCAACUAUAUGAGUGAAAGUGUACAUGUAAACGUACUUACUUUGUCAUAAAAACAUUAGCACUAUCUUUAUCUUCAUCACUCAUAAGUCAUAACAUCACAAACUUUACAAAGAUAAACUUACAAAUAGCACUUUUAGUAUUCUUAGUAUAAAAUUUCACACGGUUUGAAUCUUGGCCUUUAAGCAACUUCCUUUAUUUUCUUAUUUAUACCAUUGGAACUAAAGUUCCAUUCCCUCUUCUUCUUUUAAGUCUUAGGAAUUUUGUCUCUCUCUCACACACACACACACACACUCACUCUCUUGUGUGAGCUCCAACAAAUAGAACUUCGGUCCGGUACGGUUUGGCAGUUCUGUUUGGUUCGCGGUUUUGAAUGAACAGUCCUAAAUAGAAGGGUCAUAGAGAGAAAAUGGCAGUUACACAUGCAGACCUUGAACCAAGAACAAGUAAAACAAAUUUGAGUUGCAUAAGAGGAGCUUUUUUUGUUAUCACAAUUCUAUUAGGCUUAUUAUGUUUCAUCCUUUGUCUCAAAGCAGAAGCUACACGUUCUAAGUUGACAUGGAUCGAUGAAAAAGAAAAGGGAGAUAAAUCAGAAUGUGUUUACAAUGGGAAUGGGAAAGUGCCUUUGCUUUGUGCUGUUUCUGCCAUUGUUGGACUAGCAAUUGCCUUGGUUAUGGAGCAUGCUUACAUGUUGAUUGAAGUGAAUAAAUCAUCACCUUCAUUGCUUAACUUGGAUCCUGAUUCUCCUUUUGCCAAGUCCUUAACAUUGCCUGGUGUUUUCUACAUUACAACUUGGAUUUGUUUUGCGGUUGCGGAGAUUUUAUUGUUGGUAGGACUUAUUGUGGAAUCAGGCCAUUUAAAAAAUUGGUCUAAGCCAAGAACAGAUUGCUACACAAUGAAAGAAGGGUUGUUCUCAGCCGCUGGAGUGCUUUCUUUGACUACAAUUUUUUUAAUUGUUGGUUUAUACCUAACAACACUUCGUGCACAAAGAAUGUUAGAGGUAGAAAUUUAUAGAAGAGAAGUUCUAGAAGCUUCUACCUUAUAUGCUUCUACACCAAGAUCGCUGCAAAGGCAUAUCACAUCAGUUGCAAGAGAGAAUCCUACAACAAUAGAGAGUCAAAAUGAUCAACUACUAUUAUAUGUGUUUCCAACUCCUUUUAAUAAAAGUUAUACCUUUGUAUAAAUUUGUAGAUAAAUGGUUUGAUCUUUGGUUGGGUAAAAUGGAUCAAAAUUUCAAAGUACAUGGAGAAUGAAGUAUAUGACAAAAUUACAUUUACAAUUUUACA
Trifolium pratense (red clover) is the source of this 1587-nucleotide messenger RNA. RefSeq names its product protein MODIFYING WALL LIGNIN-1-like. The transcript has 3 exons. The record is from RefSeq and is a predicted model, not a curated record. Lineage: Eukaryota; Viridiplantae; Streptophyta; Magnoliopsida; Fabales; Fabaceae. The coding region runs from base 711 to 1484 and encodes 257 amino acids.